GCACGGCAGAAGCCCAACUUGGCAAAAGUUCAUGCUGUGGAAACUGCAGAAAAAGAAACCCAGUACAGGGGAAGUGACAAGAAGCCCAGCAUGCUGGAAACCAGGACAGCAAACACAAACUCAGCAGAAAGCUCACACGGCUCAGUCUCAGAUUCCAGAAGACCUCCAGUUAAGGGUUCCUUGGAUCUUAUCCAGAGUAUUGAAGAUGACCCUCUUCUGGACACCCAGCAUCUUCCACAUCACUCUUUACACGCUCAUUUUAGGCCCAGAUUCCACCCUCUUCCUACAGUCAUCAUAGCAAAUCUUCUCUUGCUAAUACAUCUUGUGUUUGUUAUUUUAGCAUUUUUAACAGGUGUGCUUUGUUCUUACCCCAAUCCAAUGGAGGACAAGUGCCCAGGAAACUAUACCAACCCAUUGAAAGUUCAGACAGUCAUAAUGCUUGGAAAAGUUAUUUUGUGGAUUCUGUAUUUCCUUCUUGAACGAUAUAUCCAGUAUCACCAUUGCAAAGUAAGAAACCGAGGCUAUAACAAGAUCUACCGGUCAACAAGACAUCUGAAAAGAUUUCCACUGAUGAUACACUCCACUGGCAGCACGGCACUCCUCCUCCUCCUCUGCCUGCAGCACUCCUUCCCUGAGCCCAGCAUGUGGUACCUGGACCUCAUUUUGGCCAUCCUGGCCCUGGAGCUGAUCUGUUCCCUGACGUGCCUGCUUGUGUACACAGUGAAAAUUCAAAAAUUUAAUAAAGCCAAGCCACAGCCUGAUGUACUUGAAGAAGAAAAAAUCUAUGCUUACUCCAACAAUAUUACCUCGGAGACUGGAUUCAGGCCUCUCUCGAGCCUGGAGGAACUUGUGGAGAAGCAGGGAGACAUCAUAGUGUACUUGAAGCGGCACAACGCUCUCCUCAGUCAGCGGCUGCUGGCCUUCUCGUCCUCUGACCUCGGCUCACAACCAAGUGGGAUUUGACAGCAAUUCCAGAGGAACCAGAGUCACUUAAGACUGAUCAACUCCCUGACAAGGUGUCACAGGAGAUUGCAGCUUUGCCAAGUAACAUUCUACAGUUUCUGUUGGAAACCUGAAUCUGAUUCUCACCUGUGUGACUGUUUAAUAAGUAGGACUCAUGGAUCAUUUGAAAGGCACUUUGAAGAGCCUUGAUAACUCAUGGAAAAUAUGUCUUUUGCACCUUUUGAAAUUAUUUAACCACUUGGUUUAUCCUAGGUCAAAGUGUAGUUUAAACAUCUCCUUGGCCAACACUUCUUCCAUACUCUUUGAAACCUGGUGAUAAUUUGUCUUUUUGUAAAGAAAGUCUGACAUGACAACCUACUUAAAAUGGGGUUUUGAUCAAAUGAGUUUUUCCCACUUUUAUACAGGUGAGAGAAGUCAUCAUUUCUUAUGGUUACUGGUUUUUUCCAUGGAGCCUAUGUAUUUUAUAUGCUUCUGUGGUAUUGGAUAUCCUUGGCCCUUAUAGUUUUUAUAAACAAUUUUCCACUAGGUUAUUUACCUUCCAAACCUUACAGUUUUCCUUCCUCCAAAAGUAAGAUUUGAAGUUUACUUGGACCGGUGUUAGGCCAACCAGUGCUGCGUGUGGCAGCAGCAGGGCCUGCGAUUGGCAGCAGCUGAAAUGGAGAAGACUUUAGGCUUCUCUUUCUUUACUUUGACCCUUCUUUGAGAGAUUGCUGUUUCAGUAUUGACCAAUUGUCAUUGAAUCAAUAAGUUCACUGAUUUAAAAGGAGUCUUCUGUGGCUUUAAGUUUGUCUGAAAGAAAAAAAAGAACUUUUUUUUAGUCUUGGAUUAUACUUAAAAAUUAUGAUGGGAAAAAUGUGUCAACUGUUUAUAUACAGAUAUUAAACAUAUCUAAUUCUUCAGAUAAAAUGAAGCAUUUUUAUGUGUAAAUGGCAUUUUUUUUCUCCAUUUUUCCUACUUUGCCUUUUUCAUUUAUCAGUUUGCUUUUGGCACCUUUCCAUGCUGCCUCAGCAAACCUCUUGGUUGAAUGGUUAACAUGAGAGAGGAGAUAUUUGUCAUUAGGUAUGCUGCUAAAAAUCUUUUUUGUAUUUAGCUGAAUAAUGAAUAUUUGAUUUCAAAAUCUUUGAGCAAAUACAUAACUGUUUGACAAGGAAUGUCUUCGGUGGAUCAUACCAUACUUAUGAAAUGGCAAAUGUCUGUUUCCUUCAGAUACAGUGCUUUCAGAGCACUCUCAGGAUUUUCUGCAGAGGACAGGUGAUUGAUUGCUUGUCACCUGCAGUCAACCCCAUUGAGUACCCCAAAAUGACAGCAUUCACAAACUGAAGCCAAAAUUGUAUUUUUAAAGUUAAAAUUGUAUCCAGGUUUCCUGAUUUUCUCUUCCUCCCUUUUUCUCUUUUUCCCUUCCUUUUAGUAUGUCUCAAAGCCAUUGUGUUCUGUGGAAAUUUGUCUCUGUGCCCUGGAGAGCUUUUGCCUUUAGCUGUUUUCCUUAAGGAAAGCACUGGUGGUAGGUGAUUAAUGCUCAUUUAUUUUUAAAAUUCAAUUUGUAUCCGUCAUCAGUUUCUAAGGUUAUGAGAUGAACUUUGGUUUACAGAGAAAAGUAUAGUUUAAAAGUUAGAACUCAAGUUCUGAUGGGAUAUCUGUAUAAUCACUAACAUGCUUUUCUAAACAGAAUGCUGAACAUUUCAAACAAUAAAAGAAAUUUUAAAAAGAA
Molecule: messenger RNA, 2671 nt
Organism: Bubalus bubalis (water buffalo)
Lineage: Eukaryota; Metazoa; Chordata; Mammalia; Artiodactyla; Bovidae
Gene: TMEM192
Product: transmembrane protein 192
Exons: 6
Coding region: 91-963 (290 amino acids)
Cellular component (GO): late endosome; lysosomal membrane
Source: RefSeq, a predicted model, not a curated record